This is a messenger RNA of Nematolebias whitei (Rio pearlfish), 2797 nucleotides long. RefSeq names its product MCF.2 cell line derived transforming sequence-like 2 (gene mcf2l2). The record is from RefSeq and is a predicted model, not a curated record. Gene Ontology annotation, biological process: intracellular signal transduction. Gene Ontology annotation, molecular function: guanyl-nucleotide exchange factor activity. The transcript has 25 exons. Bases 23 to 2797 code for a protein of 924 amino acids. Lineage: Eukaryota; Metazoa; Chordata; Actinopteri; Cyprinodontiformes; Rivulidae. Gene Ontology annotation, cellular component: cytoplasm.
GUGCUGGCUGAGGGAGGACGAGAUGUCGGUCCAGGAGCUGCUGCAGCGAGUGCAGUGUGUCAUCACACACAUCGAUGAGAUCAUGCAGCAGGACAUCAGACCUCUGCUGGCUGUGGACAUCAUCGAGCAGCUUCAUCGACAGUUUGCCGUGCUGGCAGGAGGGCGAGGAAAAGAUGGCGCCCCCAUCAUCAUGUUCCCAGAGUACUCAGGCUUCAGUGAAGUGCCAGAGGAGGAUUUCCUCAACGUGGUUACUUACCUGACCAGCAUUCCCAGCUUGGAUGCUGCCAGUAUUGGCUUCAUCAUCAUCAUCGACAGGCGAAAAGACAAGUGGAGCUCAGUGAAGGCCUCUCUAUCACGGAUCGCUGGAGCAUUUCCAGGAAACCUCCAGCUGGUGUUAGUGCUGAGACCAUCCAGGCUGUUUCAGAGGGCGAUAGCCGACAUCGGGCUCAAGCUGCACAAAGAUGACUUCAAGAUGAAGGUACCGAUUGUUAUGCUGAACUCUCUGUCUGAGCUGCAUGGCUAUGUUGAGAAGACUCAGCUGACCCGAGAGCUGGGAGGAAGUCUGGAGUACUCUCACAGCCAAUGGAUGCACCACAGAACUGCCAUAGAAAAUUUUGCCUUGACGGUGAAAAGCACAGCACAGAUGUUGCAGAAGUUUGGAACAGAGCUGGCAGAAACUGAGCUUCCCAACGACGUCCAGAGCACCAAAGACCUGCUCACUGCCCACACUGACAGACACAACAACCUCAAGGAUGAGCUGAAGCUGGCUCUGAGACAGGGUAGCACAUUGUCAUCCUGUAUCAAGGACCAUGCGGCCCGGUCAGAGAGCCAGCAGCCGAACCCAGACGAGCUGGAGAACCAGACCACGGUGGAACGGCUCCUGGCUCAGCUGGAUGAGACAGAGAAUGCAUUUGAACAGUUCUGGAGCAAACAUCAUGUGAAGCUGGAGCAGUGUCUUCAGCUGCGCCACUUUGAGCAGGACUUCAGAGAGGUCAAAGUGUGUCUUGACUCUUUGAUGGACAGCCUGAAGAACCUAUCUGAUACCGGAGAUUGUGUCGCCCGAGUGGAGCACCUGCUGAAGGAUCUGAAAACCCUGGAGGAGAAGGCUCAGCCUGCAGUAGAAAAGGCCCAGCUCCAUGCCCUGCAUGGGGACCAGCUCAUUCAAAGCAACCACUACGCCGUGGACUCCAUCCGACCCAAAUGUGUGGAGCUCCGACGGGUCUGUGACGACUUUAGCAAUGAGGCCAAGAAGAAGUCUGAGAUUUUAUCCAAAUCCCUGCAAAUACACAUGGGCAUCGACAAGGUUAACCAGUGGUGUGAGUCUGGCAUCUACUUGUUGGCUUCCCAAGCUGUAGACAAGUGUCAGUCUCAGGAAGGGGCAGAGUCAGCUUUAACAGAUAUUGAACACUUUCUGGAAACAGCAGAGAAGAACCAAAUAACAGAACUGAGGAACCUUCACAACCAGUUUGAAGUUGUCUUGUCGGAGGAUGUGAAGGGCAGUGUUAUGAAGGCUCUAAAGCGACUGGAGGAUGUUCAAGAGAUGUUUGAAAAGCGACAUGUGAGUCUCAAGAGACUGUCAGCUAAACAGCCAAGACCCAUUCAGCCUGUUGCCCCAAGACCCGAGUCAUCUCCAAAACGGCCUCCCCAGAAGACGUCCCCCAGGACCACAGGGAGCCAACAGCCUCCUAAUCGCAAAUCUUCAGAUAACUCCAGCAGUGUGAGGCCGCAAACUGAAACUGAUCCCAAUAAAAAGAAAAAUAUACGUAAGACUAAAGGGGGCAUCAAGAUUGAGGUGAUGCACGAGGAAAGCCAGGGAGGCUCCACCCAUGUUCCCAUGUCCAAUGAGAGUGAGGAGAGUCUCUCGAACAGGCGCAGACUCAUCAUGACUGAACUGAUUGAAUCAGAGAGGAUCUACGUGGAAGAACUGCAAAGCAUCAUGGAGGGCUACUUUGCUGAGCUGAGUAACUUGGAGAGGAGUCAUCAUAUCCCCCCAUCAUUGGAGAACAAGAAAGAUGUGCUGUUUGGCAAUCUGCCAGAGAUAUAUGAUUUUCACAACAAGACAUUUCUUAUGGAGCUGGAGAACUGUGCAGAGAACCCCGAGCUGGUGGGAACCUGUUUUCUGAGAAGGAAAGAAGAGCUUCAGGUGUAUGAGAAGUACUGUCAGAAUAAACCUCGCUCUGAGGUCGUGUGGAGACAGUGUGGAGACAGCCUUUUCUUUCAGGAAUGCCAGAAGAAACUGGACCAUAAACUGUCUCUGGAUGCGUACCUGCUGAAGCCUGUGCAGAGGAUCACCAAAUACCAACUCAUGCUCAAGGAGAUGUUAAAGUGUAGUAAAGGGGAAGGGAUGGCAGAGCUGGAGGAGGCUUUAGCCACCAUGUUGGACAUCAUCAAGUCUGUCAACGACUCCAUGCACCAGAUAGCGAUCACUGGAUUUGAGGGAAACCUGAGCGAACUGGGAAAGCUGCUGAUGCAGGGAUCCUUUAACGUAUGGACCGACCACAAAAGAGGCCACAGCAAGGUGAAGGACCUGGCGAGAUUCAAACCCAUGCAGAGGCACCUGUUUCUGUACGACAAAAUGUUGUUGUUUUGUAAGAAACGAGAAGAGAGCGCAGAAGGACACGAGAAGACUCCGACCUACAGCUUCAAACACUUACUGAAGAUGAGUUCAGUGGGGAUAACGGAGAACGUCAAAGGUGACAACAAAAAGUUUGAGGUGUGGUACAACGGCAGAGAAGAAGUGUACAUCAUUCAGCAGAGCGAGAAGUGGGCGUGGUUGAGAGAGCUUGCAGGUAGCUGA